Dreissena polymorpha is the source of this 1446-nucleotide messenger RNA. RefSeq lists its product as uncharacterized. Bases 1 to 1446 code for a protein of 481 amino acids. Gene Ontology annotation, cellular component: nucleus. Gene Ontology annotation, molecular function: DNA binding. NCBI's taxonomy places the organism in Eukaryota, Metazoa, Mollusca, Bivalvia, Myida, Dreissenidae. The transcript has 2 exons. The record is from RefSeq and is a predicted model, not a curated record.
AUGGCAGAGUGUGGAUAUGGCUAUGGGCGGGCUGAAGUUGUGACGAUGGCCUCGGAGUAUGCUGUUUACCUAGAAAAACGGGACCAAGCCCAUCCUCUAACAAUGAAAUGGUUCCGUGGCUUUAUGUCAAGGUGGACGGAACUUAAAGUUUUGAAACCUCGUGGUCUUGAAUUACAACGGGCCAAGGCGAUCAACAUGACGUCAGUGACCAGAUAUUAUACUGAACUAGGGUCUAUUCUGGAUAAGUAUUGUUUGAAGGACAAACCAGAAAGAGUCUACAAUAUAGAUGAGAAGGGCCUGUCCACGUCACAUACUCCACCAUCAGUAGUGACCACUGAGACCGAAGUUCCAGCCGCUACAUCUGGUUCCAGAACACUCAUCACUGUGAUUGGCUGUGGCAACGCAUUGGGGUAUAGUGUGCCACCAUAUUUUGUUUUUCCAGGGGCCAGAAUGCGUUCGGAAUUAUUGGAAGGAGGUUGCAUUGGUGCUGAUGGAACUGUGUCUGAAUCUGGUUGGAGCAAUAGAAGUGUGUUUCGCAAAUACAUUGCAGAACACCUUUUGAAGUACUUACCUGAACGUUUCCCAGACAAACCUGUUCUCCUGCUGUAUGAUGGCCACAAGUCUCAUAUAAACCUUGGCUUAAUUGACUGGGCAAGAGAACAUAACGUGAUUUUGUUCAUACUGCCUGCUCACACCAGCCACGUGCUACAACCAUUAGAUGUGGGAUGCUUUGGACCUUUUGAACGAAUCUACAACUCUGUGUGCCAUCAGUUCAUGAGAGAUUACUGUGGGAAGAGUAUAAUUCGCUACAACUUUUGUAAACUGGGUUGUCAGGCAUAUGCAAAGGCACUCUCUGCUAGCAACCUACAAGCAUCCUUCCGAAAAACAGGCAUACACCCCUACAAUCCAUCAGUUGUUGAUGCAUUCCACUUCAAGCCUUCAGAGGUCCUACAUUCAAGCCCUUCGAUGCCAACACCACAGAGUGACGCUCAACCCACUGUUAAGGAAUUCUUUAAAGGCAAAGUAGCUGUACCCAAGCCAACUGACAGCACAACCAUAAAAAGGAAGUACCUCAGCACUAUAGUCAGUGGUAGGGCAAUCACUGAAGAUUCAGUUUUUGAAAAAGUGAGGGACCAUGCGCAGUCUAAGCACCAGAAAAAAUCUGCAACCCAGCAAGACCAUCAACCUGGACCAUCUGGAUCAGCAAGUCAGUCAAGGGUUGAUCAAAGUGCCAUGUCAGAAAGUGACCAGGAUGACUCAGACACUAAUGCAUGCUGCGUGUGUAAUCUGUUCACACCUGUUGAAGUGCACAACAGUACAUCUGUUGUGUUUGUCAAAUACGUGGUCUGGUUUGUGUGUGGAUACGUGGUCUGGUUUGUGUGCAGAUACGUGGUCCGGUUUGUAUGCGGAUACGUGGUCUGGUUUGUGUACGGAUUCGUUGUGUAA